AUUGAAAUCGUUUAUUGACUAAACGAGGAAGAAAUCAGUUCGAUAAAUGAUAAAUUUAGUCACGAGGUCAAUUAUAAAACUGUGGGCCAUCCUUUCCUUUCAUUUUAAAAUCUAUUCUCGAAUUCCGCGUGGAAGAGUGGGAGAGAAUGAAUAAUAUAAUUUAUUUAAGAAAGAAAAAAAAAAGAAAUGUUAUACGCACGACAUUGUUGUUUUUGUUGUACGCAUUGACACAUAAAAACAAAUUCAUCUCGCGAAAUACGUGAAGGAGGGAAAAUCCAACUUUUCUUUAUGAAAAUGCGUGUUCGUGAGUGAAUAUUCUUGGACAGACGUAAUUAUUUCCGACUUGUCGUAUCGGUCAGAUCAGUAUAAAAGUGAAGACUGCAAAUCGAUUUCCGAACAGUCGAUCGUCGAUCUUACUUGAGAAACGUUCUAUCGUAUAAAUAAAUUUCCGUGUAAAUUUAUUAUAUUCGAUAUAACAAGAUGUAUCGUGUCAUUAUUUCUACAACUUUGAUUGUAUUCGUAGUACUAUCAAACACCAUAGCCUUUCCUCAAAAUGACUUGAACCUCGAUGAUGUUUCUCGAGUAGAUGGUUUCGUUUUCGAUGGUCCUGUUGAUAGACCGUCCUUGUCGACUCAACGUCCUGUCAUUAAUAACAUGAUAGAUCCUAUGACAACGACGGGAGCGACACCUGUAUCUAUCACCCCAGGAUCCGAAGCUUAUGAAAAUUGCAUUAAUUCAUGUUUGGUUACUCCAGAAUAUAAUCCUGUAUGUGGAACAGACAACAUCAGCUAUGAAAAUCCAGGAAAAUUAAACUGUGCAGUUGGCUGUGGCAAAAAGAUAAGCCUGGUUUCCUAUGGACGUUGUAGUGCCGACGGGAGCAGAGGUUAAUGAGCUAUUGCUAGAGAUUGAUAACACUGAUUUAUUAUAAGAUCGAAAUAAUCUAUUGUGGAAGACUGUUUAGCGGUAUAUAUUUUAUAAUAUUUUCUACUUCUUUCUUUUUAUCAACACACCUUUUUUAAUAGGUUAAUAAAUAUAAAAAGCUGAGAUAAAUGUUCUCUCACUUUUUUACCAUAUAAGAUCAUUUAUAAUAAGACUUUAUUUUCAUCGUAUCGUAAUUUAAUUCUUAUACUGUAUAUGCAUUAAAUACUAUCGUUAUAUCGUUUUAUAGAAAUAAAUUGGAAAGUAACAAAGUACAAA
Messenger RNA from Vespula vulgaris, 1197 nucleotides. RefSeq lists its product as uncharacterized. Lineage: Eukaryota; Metazoa; Arthropoda; Insecta; Hymenoptera; Vespidae. Gene Ontology annotation, molecular function: serine-type endopeptidase inhibitor activity; protein binding. The coding region runs from base 481 to 888 and encodes 135 amino acids. The transcript has 5 exons. The record is from RefSeq and is a predicted model, not a curated record.